CGCACACGUAAAUAGCCGCAUCAAGAUUGUCUAGAUAAAGUCGUCUCGCAUCCAUGGCGUAACCCCAGGGCAGGCUGUAAGUACAAAAAAUCAAAAUGGCGGACUUCUCGAAAGACAGCUUCCAGGUGCCAGCAUGCGCCAAGCAGGCGGAGGGUAUCAAGGCAUGUGCGCCAAGAUGGGGAAUGGGCUCGUCAACGAGGGACCAGGCCCAGAAGGUUCUUUCGAUGUCAUGCGUGAUGUAGGAAUUGAUGGCAACUGCACAUUGAUUGUCAUGCGUUCUUUUCUCCAACAGACUAAAAGUGAACUUUUGUCAAUUCUUCUCCACUACAACUAACUCAGGUUUACAUCUCCAAAUCCCACUCUGCCGACGUAAUCGGCAUCGACUCUCCGGGCCCAGUGUACCAACUCUCCGGCAGGACCCCGGGUCCAAAAUUUGGCUUUGGGACCAACAAGAGAGCGGGCUUGGAGAACCCGAAUAGCUACCCGCCGACAAGUAACGACCUCUUGCAGAUCGAUCAGCCACUGCCAGACAAGUACAAACAUCCGAGAAUGGGCAACGCAAAGUUCGGCACAAGUUUGAGGACAGCGGCGGUAAAUUUGGUGGCACAUUUCUCAUUAAUAUGUCGUCCUUUCUGUGUGACAGUAGGAGUUUGGGCUCUCAUAGAUGAUGUAGUCAGAUGAGUUGAUUCUAGAACUAGCAGAUGCUUGAUUCUUUGUCGAUUGGCUUGAUGUUGAAUUCUUUGCCACUAGGUCAACGCCCCCGGUCUGGACGGGUUCGCGCCGGGGGGCAUAUCACCAGGCCCCGCGCAGUACACCGCCAACUUUGGCUCUGCAAACCGCAUGCCGCCGGCCUUUACUAUUGCCUCGAAGACGAAAAUGGGCGCGUCCAAGUACGACGUGCGACCCGGACCGCAGGCGUACACACUGCCCGCGGGGGUGGGCGUCCAGCCGAACGCGCGAAAACCGAGCUUGCCGAGGUAUUCGUUCGGCAAGGCGCCGCGUUUCAAGAACAAACAGGAAGCAGUGUCCAUGGCGCCGCCGGGUGGAGAUCACGACGGAAAUUUGCGCUUGAAGUUCCAAAGGUAGUGAAUUUUCUUUCAUUGUGAUGCAUGAAAAUGAUAACUAGAUACACAAUGCAGCUAAAUUCUGUUUUAACGCAUCACAACGGCAGGGGCUGAAGUGCUUUCCUCUUCCUCGGUCCCGAGUGAGUUUCGGUGCGUAGUUUUUGUUGUUGCGAGUGAACCUGAGCUGUCCAAAUUCCUGUUUCUGUUCUCAUGCAAAAAGGCCAUUUGCAUGCGUCAUAAAAUUCAAUUUUAACGCAUCACAAAAACUUUCUUGCCACUCCGCCUCUCGUUCUCCAGGUCUGCAAACCGCGCCGCGACGUGGAAAUUGGGCUCCAGCACACGAGACCAGCAGGGGCGGCUGGCACCGGCUUUGCUGCCCGAGGAUUCGGUGCAAAAGAAGGGCCACGCGCACGUGGUAAUACCCGAGAAGAUACCGCCACGGAAAGACAUCUUGAAAUAUACGGAGAUCUGAUAAAAAGAUUUUUCCUUUUCGUAACUACUGUUUUAGUGUAUGAUUUACUAUAUAUGAAAACGAGGUGAAAUGCACUAUGUCAUCAAUGUCAGAGAACACUACGUCGACUUUAAUACCCUUUCUUACAAUACCGUAUCUGUUGUGCUUGGAGACUACUCACUGCUUUAUGAACUUUCACGCACGCCUGAAAUGAGUGCAAUCAGAUUGUUGACCAAGAGAAUGUAGUUGAUUUGUAGGAAACCGAAAUUUUUAGCACGAGCA
Amoebophrya sp. A120 is the source of this 1797-nucleotide messenger RNA. NCBI's taxonomy places the organism in Eukaryota, Dinophyceae, Syndiniales, Amoebophryaceae. The record is from the annotation of a GenBank genome assembly.